Molecule: messenger RNA, 1663 nt
Organism: Silurus meridionalis
Lineage: Eukaryota; Metazoa; Chordata; Actinopteri; Siluriformes; Siluridae
Gene: slc17a5
Product: solute carrier family 17 member 5
Exons: 11
Coding region: 75-1544 (489 amino acids)
Biological process (GO): transmembrane transport; monoatomic anion transport
Molecular function (GO): transmembrane transporter activity
Source: RefSeq, a predicted model, not a curated record
GCGAUUUGCAUUGACACGUAACUGGGAUACGCCGAUAUCCGGGAAGUAAACAUUUCACAGAGACUGCAUGAGAGAUGGACCGCAUCGCAUCAGAUACAGAAACCGAUGAUUAUGAGCAGCCUUUGCUUCAACGGAAAAACGACGACGUAAAAAGAGCUCCUGUGCUAUGCUCUUCACGCUAUGGCCUGGCUUUACUGUCCUGUUAUGGCUUCUUUGUGGCAUACGCACUGCGGGUGAAUCUCAGUGUGGCCAUGGUGGAUAUGCUGAGGAACAGUAGCAGCAGUACCAAUGUCAGUGGUUCUGUGUGCCCACGGCAUGCCAGUCCGGCACGGCCCAUACACAAUCAUACAGCCAGUGUUUAUGACUGGGACUCAGAGACUCAGGGCUGGAUCUUGGGCUCCUUUUUUUAUGGCUACAUCGUCACUCAGAUACCAGGUGGCUACGUGGCACGCAAAUAUGGUGCCAAGUGGCUGCUGGGCUUCGGCAUCCUGGGAACUGUGAUUUUCACUCUGCUGACGCCUGUGGCUGCAGACCUAGGAGCUGGUUAUCUCAUUGCAGUCAGGGUACUGGAGGGUAUAGGAGAGGGAGUGACAUUUCCUGCUAUGCAUGCUAUGUGGGCUUCCUGGGCUCCACCCUUGGAGAGGAGUCGACUGCUUACUAUCUCUUACGCAGGAGCCCAACUUGGCACGGUAGUUGCUCUUCCCCUAUCUGGUCAGAUAUGUUUCUAUCUGGAUUGGACAUAUGUGUUCUAUAUAUUUGGGGCUAUUGGGCUACUCUGGUUUUUCCUGUGGGCUUUACUGGUCAGUAACAAUCCCGACACACACAGAAGGAUAUCAGAGAUUGAGAAGACCUACAUAAAAGCUUCAUUAAAAAAGGAGCUGUCUCCAACUUCAGCCCACAUCCCCUGGAUAUCCAUUCUUACAUCUCUUCCAUUAUGGGCCAUAGUUGUUGCACACUUCUCCUACAACUGGACAUUUUACACAUUGCUGACUCUCUUACCCACCUACAUGAAUGACAUUCUGGGCUUCAGCAUUAAGGAGAAUGGGAUGCUUUCUGCUCUGCCAUACUUGGGCUGCUGGCUGCUGUCUAUGGGAGGAGGCCAGUUAGCUGACUACUUGAGGGAGACCUGCCUUUUCCACACUGUGUCUGUGCGCAAGGCCUUCACUAUAAUUGGUAUGGUGGGACCAGCUGUGUUCCUGGUGGCAGCAGGAUACACUGACUGCAACUACACUCUGGCUGUUGUUUUUCUCACUGUCUCCUCAAGUCUGGGAGGCUUUUCAGCAUCUGGCUUCAACAUCAAUCAUCUUGACAUUGCACCAUCGUAUGCUGGAAUAUUGCUAGGAAUCACAAACACAUUUGCAACUAUACCUGGCAUGGUGGGUCCUGUGAUUGCGAGAUCAUUGACCAAAUCUAACACUAUUGCUGAUUGGCGAACAGUCUUCUUUAUCUCAGCGGGGAUAAAUCUGUUCGGUGCUGUUUUCUACACUUUGUUUGGAAAAGGUACAAUACAGCCCUGGGCCGUCCAGAGAGUAAAUAUAGAAUAAAACAAUCUCUUAUAGGACUGAAGAACACUAUUGCAUGAAGAAUUCAUGGGAUGGAUUCAUAUGAUUCUGUUUGAAGAUUUGAGUACUGCUGAUUAAAUGAAACUGGUUUUGUUAAACAA